Rotaria sp. Silwood1 is the source of this 825-nucleotide messenger RNA. Lineage: Eukaryota; Metazoa; Rotifera; Eurotatoria; Philodinida; Philodinidae. The record is from the annotation of a GenBank genome assembly.
AUGAAUAAAAAACUUCUUUCUCUUAUUUUAAUAAUUUUUCUUGUCGCUAUUUUAGACUAUCCAUUACGUUCUCCAUCCAGCACCAACAUUCAUCCGAAUGCUCGAUGGCAACAAAAUGUGUCGGCGCGCAAUUGUCGCGCGCGUAAAUGUCGUGUCACGGGAAAUCGACAAGGCAAUGGAAUCAAUCAACUCUCAAACCCAUGGGGUUUGUAUGUUGAUGAUGAUCAAACAAUCUAUGUUGCUGAUACAUCGAAUCAUCGUAUUGUGGAAUGGAAACGAGGUGCAACAAGUGGCCAAGUGGUUGCCGGUGGAAAUGGACAAGGAAGUGGAGAUCAUCAAUUGUAUAACCCAUAUGAUGUGAUUAUCGACAAAGAAAGAGAUAGUCUCAUCAUAUGCGAUACUUCGAAUGGAAGAGUGGUUCGAUGGCCUCGUCGAAAUGGGACAAGUGGAGAAACAAUCAUCUCCAACAUCUAUUGUAGGGGUUUGACAAUGGACGAGAAUGGAUCUCUCUAUGUCACUGAUGAUGGAAAAGCUGAAGUGAGACGAUAUCGAAGAGGAGAAUCUCAAGGAACAGUGGUUGCAGGUGGCAAUGGACGUGGAAAUCGUCUCGAUCAACUCUCUUACCCACGAUACGUAUUCGUCGAUCGAGAUCAUUCAGUGUACGUAUCUGAUGGGAACAAUCAUCGUGUGAUGAAAUGGAUGGAAGGUGCAAAACAAGGCAUUGUCGUGGCUGGUGGUCAAGGAAAAGGAAAUGAUCUUACACAAUUGUCUGGUCCUCAAGGAGUCGUUGUCGAUCAAUUGGGCACUGUCUAUGUGGCUGAUUAG